AUGGGAGAAGUUCCCUUAAAGCAUAUCCCAUCCAGUUCUUUGGAAAAUAACCUCAUUCCCCCAAAUCUUCAUCUAACACUUCCCAGUGCCGAUCUGCCAUCUGAUUCCGCUACACUUGGGUGGAGUUUUCCCGACCCCUGGCCUCCUGCCACCCAUCAUAUAUAUCCUACAAUAGCGGAUGAAAAGCUCCCGUGUUACAUUUGCGGGAUUUUUUUUUCCAGGAAUGAAACUCUCACCGUACACCACCGAUCCUACACAGAGGGGAAGCCAUGUUCUGUGUGCGGGAAAUGUUUUCUUCAGAAACUGUGCUCAAUUAAUGAAGAUAUAACUUAUUUUAGAGAUAAGCCGUAUUCGUGUUCUGAAUGCGACAAAAGCUUCAGCCAAAAGUCAAGUCUUAGAUCCCACUUACAGAUUCACAUUGACGUGAAGCCGUAUUCCUGUUCCCAUUGCGGUAAGAUUUUUAAAAGCAACGCCACUCUUCUCCAACAUCUGAAAAUCCACAGCACGGAGAAGCCGUAUUCGUGUACGGAAUGCGGAAAAUGUUUUACCCGGAGCUCAAGCCUUUUUUAUCACACGAGAACGCACACGGGGGAGAGGCCGUAUUCGUGUUCGGAAUGUGGCCGAUGUUUUGCUAGGAGGACCGCCCUUGUUAAGCACCAGAGAACUCACACCGGGGAGAAGCCGUACCCAUGUUCGGAAUGCGGGAAAUGUUUCACCAGGAGUACAGGUCUUAUUAAUCACAAGAAGCUCCACAAAGGGGAGAAGCCGUAUUCAUGUUCCGAAUGCGGGAGAUGUUUUGUUGACUUUAAAGGACUUGCUACUCACAAGCGGAUUCACGCGGGGGUGAAGCCCUAUUCAUGUUCGGAAUGUGGAAAAAGUUUUGCCGUACAGAAGAGUCUUUCUUAUCACAUGAAAACUCACACGGUGAAGGGUCAGAGUUCAUAUUCCGAGUCUGGGAAAUGCUUAACUGAGAGUUCCAUUCUUGAUAAUCACAUGAAAACUCACACCGGGGAGGAGCCCUUUUCAUGUUCCUAA
Molecule: messenger RNA, 1035 nt
Organism: Nanorana parkeri
Lineage: Eukaryota; Metazoa; Chordata; Amphibia; Anura; Dicroglossidae
Product: gastrula zinc finger protein XlCGF17.1-like
Exons: 1
Coding region: 1-1035 (344 amino acids)
Biological process (GO): regulation of transcription by RNA polymerase II
Molecular function (GO): DNA-binding transcription factor activity; RNA polymerase II cis-regulatory region sequence-specific DNA binding
Source: RefSeq, a predicted model, not a curated record